Messenger RNA from Pyrus x bretschneideri (Chinese white pear), 1093 nucleotides. Its product is annotated as protein FMP32, mitochondrial-like. Gene Ontology annotation, cellular component: mitochondrion. Bases 192 to 890 code for a protein of 232 amino acids. The transcript has 6 exons. Lineage: Eukaryota; Viridiplantae; Streptophyta; Magnoliopsida; Rosales; Rosaceae. The record is from RefSeq and is a predicted model, not a curated record.
GACAGAGUCACAGGAAAGCAUAAAUAUAAUUUGCGUUUCCCCCAAGCAACCGCAAAACUACUUUCUCUUUUCGUUUUUCCUUCUUCUUAACGUCCUUCGGCCAUCCACGUUUGUUCGCCGCCUCUCUCUUCCUCUCUCCAGUGGACCCCACUUCGAUUAUCAUCUCUCCCCGAAAGAUUUGAAGCAAAUCCAUGGCGCUCUGCAAGCGGGUGCUUCAAACCGGUGCCGAAUCGGCGUUUCGCUUCUCCGGCUUCCGACGAAACUUCUAUGCGCCUUCCUCGACGGGCAACAGCGGAUACGGACUCAUAAGCAGGCAGAUUUCGCAGCUGGUCAAACCGAACGGAAACCGCGCGUUUCUUGUCGACACGCUGGCUCUGGUCAGGGGUUUGGAGGCCAAAGGCGUGCCGACGAAGCAGGCGGAGGCCAUCACAGCUGCGAUCACUGAAGUUCUGAACGAUAGCUUGGAGAAUGUAGCUCAUGCUUUUGUAUCUAAAUCCGAAAUGCAACAGGCUGUAAUGCUGCAAGAAUCAAACCUGUCAAAGUUCAAAUCCGAAGUACAGAGUUCACAGGAGCAUCAUUUUACAGUGUUGCAACGUGAAACUGAAAAACUUCGUGGUGACAUAGAGAAGAUGCGCAGUGAAUUGAGGUACGAGAUUGACAAAGUUACAGCAGGGCAGCGUUUGGAUUUAAAUCUUGAAAGAGGGCGCAUACGCGACGAGCUUGCCAAUCAAAAUGCAGAAACAACCAAUCUCACAAAUAAACUUGACCGAGAAAUUCAUGCAUUAAGAGCACAGGUGGAAACUGCAAAAUAUGAGGUGAUCAAAUAUUGCAUAGGUACCUUGGUCUCCAUAACUGCUGUUGGACUUGCUGUAGUUCGUAUUUUCGUAUAGGAUUGUAGGUACGUUGAUCAUCGAUGAGACACAGAAACUCGGAGGUCACUAUUCUUUUCAUGGCAAUGUGAUGCCUGUUACAGGGUUAUAUAGCCGAUACAGACGUAUGGUCAUGGGAAUUUGAUGUUAGAACGAACAAUUCAAAGUACUGUUACACAUGUUUACAGUUCCAAUGGUUAUAGCUAAUUUAAUUUUUAAUGGUA